AUGGACCAUGUUACGAACGUCCGCAACAUGUCCGUUAUUGCCCACGUGGACCACGGAAAAUCCACCUUGACCGAUUCUCUCGUCCAGCGGGCGGGAAUUAUCUCUGCCGCGAAAGCAGGUGAGCAGCGGUUUACGGACACUCGCCAGGACGAGCAGGACCGUUGUAUUACCAUCAAGUCUACCGCCAUCUCUCUAUACGCCGAACUCUCGGAGGAGGACUGCAAGGACAUUACCCAGAAAACUGAAGGAAACCACUUUUUGAUUAACUUGAUCGAUUCCCCCGGCCACGUCGAUUUCUCCUCUGAAGUUACGGCCGCGCUCCGUGUCACUGAUGGUGCUCUCGUUGUCGUCGAUUGUGUUGAAGGUGUCUGUGUCCAGACAGAGACUGUGCUGCGUCAAGCUCUUUCCGAGCGUAUUAAGCCUGUCUGUAUCAUCAACAAGGUCGACCGUGCUCUUUUGGAGCUGCAGGUAUCAAAGGAGGACUUGUACCAGUCUUUCUCCCGAACAGUAGAGUCCGUAAACGUCAUUGUCGCCACCUACUUCGACAAGGCUCUUGGUGAUGUUCAGGUUUACCCUUACAAGGGAACCGUUGCUUUCGGUUCAGGUCUUCACGGCUGGGCUUUCACUGUCCGCCAGUUCGCCGGACGCUAUGCCAAGAAAUUUGGCGUUGACAAGAACAAGAUGAUGGAGCGUCUAUGGGGUGACAACUUCUUCAACCCAAAGACCAAGAAAUGGACCAAGACCGAAGUCCACGAUGGCAAGCCUUUAGAACGUGCCUUCAACCAGUUUAUCCUUGACCCCAUUUUCAGAAUUUUCUCUGCUGUCAUGAACUUCAAGAAGGACGAGAUCCCAGUCCUACUUGAGAAGCUCGAGAUCACCCUCAAGUCCGAUGAGAAGGAUCUCGAAGGAAAGGCUCUCCUUAAAGUUGUUAUGCGAAAAUUCUUGCCUGCCGCUGACGCUCUCAUGGAGAUGAUUGUCAUGCACUUGCCCUCUCCCGUCACCGCCCAGAAGUACCGCCUGUAUUGGUAUCCGGGAUUGUGA
Messenger RNA from Tuber melanosporum (Perigord truffle), 1041 nucleotides. RefSeq lists its product as uncharacterized. Gene Ontology annotation, molecular function: GTP binding; translation elongation factor activity; ribosome binding. The record is from RefSeq and is a predicted model, not a curated record. Lineage: Eukaryota; Fungi; Ascomycota; Pezizomycetes; Pezizales; Tuberaceae. The transcript is spliced from 4 exons. The coding region runs from base 1 to 1041 and encodes 346 amino acids. Gene Ontology annotation, cellular component: cytosol; ribonucleoprotein complex. Gene Ontology annotation, biological process: translational elongation.